UGGAACUAGUGGUUACAGUCUGAUCUCAGGUCGGUGUUCUCUUCGCGCGUUCCAGCUGGUGACCACGUGUCCCUGUCCGGCCUGCCAGCGGACCAUGUGGAGCAGCAAGAUGGCGGCGCGGUGGAGGGGUAAAGACGGGGAUUUAAAUGCCGAUACCAGCGACUUUCUGGCCGGCAACACCCACAAUGAGUUGGUCCUGAGUGGAGGUGUGGAGAUGGACGCACAGUCCUGUACAGAUCACUCCAUCCUGGCCAUUUUUGAGGACUCCACAGUCGCAUCAGAGAGUAAAGCUGGAGCGGAGGAAGAGAGUGAGACCCUGCUGUCGGCCCUGACUGAGAUGCUGGAUAGUGUGGAGGAUGAUGACAUGACUCUUUCUCCCUUUGAUACUCUGCCAGACACUAAGCUCCUCACCCACCCGGAGUGCGGGGACAGCUCAGCGGCACUCUGUGACAUACCUAGACCAAGACCUAAAACACCAAAUGUAAUAUUCACAGUAAAGAGAGAUGGAGAAAAGGAAGAUGCUAAGAACCCACAGUCGUUCACACAACAAAGUCAAACACUGUUUCACUCCAGAACUAAGAAAGCAGAGACCGAAGUCGAGGUCUUCACCUCAGCCUCUAUCGUCAACCUGGUUAAGCUCAUGCACUCCUACUGUGUGAAGCUGCAUGUGGACGAGGGAGAUAAACUGAUGAAAAACCACACAUUAUUCUCACAAGAGGAGGUGUGGAGGUACGAGAGGCCCACUGAGGAGAGCGACGAGGAGAUAAAUGUUGUAUCUGAUGAUGAGGAACCCAUGAAAGAGACAAAAGGGAAAGAAGAGGGAGGUGAAAAAAGAGACGAUGGGAAGCUCUUGAAGAGUGUGUUGCUGAAUGGAAACUCACCGAGGGCGCCAGCAUCCAGAGAGAAGAAAAGAGUGAGCUUUGGCCCCGUUCAAGUGGCUUCAUUUAACGAAUCAGUGGAAAAGGGAUUGAGCGAGAAAAAUCUAACAAGUGGGCACACAAGUGAGGCUGUGUCAGUUCCUCGAAACAGCACAAAAGCACUUGGAAACCCAGCUGGGUCAGCACUUGAACCUCAGACAGCACCGUCCUCAGAAAUGAACAGUUACAAGACUGAUGGUCCACCACCUAAAGGUGAGACGAAGGCCAAGUCACUCAGCCUCCAACAAUACAGACAGCUUCGCCGGAAGAGACAGCCUCUGGUGGAGAAACAGGGGAACUACACAACCAAGUGGCCGUCUGUGUCUGAGCCCCCCAAGGAGUUGCCGCCCAUUCUCUGUUUACAGGGACAAAGACAAAAUAGCUGCGGACCAAAGACAGCACACCACUAUCCAGACCGUACCAGAAUCAGUUAUCAUAAACCUGGUUACAAGAAUUCAUCCCAUCAUACCUCUCUAGCGCCCCCAGAGGCAAAAUCAUCCACUCAUUUACAUUGUGGCAGAUCAAAGCGCACAAGAACUGAAUCCAAAACCAUCUCACCUGCUAGUCCACUGCCAGACGUCACAGCUAACCCAAAUGUGAAUGUGCCUGAGAGCGUGAAAAGUCCAGUAAAGAAAGCAACAUUGCUUUGUAGUGAUCCCCCAAACCCUGUCCUCGUCCCCCUGCCAGUCAGCCAAACAGCAUCGCCAUCCACCACCCACUCCUCAUCAGAGUCCAAAGCAGAGUUCCUCGCUAUGGACUUCUACCUCCAGAGCACCACGCACUUACAAAAAAUCCAGAAUAAACCCUCAGCUGCAGUUCUUCAAAGACAGCCAUCCUCCUCAGAGCCAAACCCCCUAGUGGCGUCGGUAAACCAGGACAACACCGGCCUGCUUCAGGAAACUAAAAACCAGUUUACAGAGACAGCUCCAGAUGUCUCCUCUAGAUCUACACCACUGUGUCCUGCCACAACACAAACUGAAACUGCCCAAGAGUGCAGUGAACUACAGCCACAAAAAUACAGCCUCAGCUCAACAAAAGAAACCGAGGUGAAACCAAAGACUCCAAGUCCAGAUCCAGCAAGGCAAAUUAGGUGUCCUUCCUCCUCGCUGCACUCUGCUCAGCCACCUUCUCCCACAGAUACUCCCAUAUUGAUAAAGAAAGAGGUGUUGCCUGAGGUUUCCCUGAGUGUUUCCUCUCCCGAGGAACCAACACUUCUUCAGGUUGGCUUCAGUGCAACAUCCAACUCAGGAAUUGAAGCUCCUGAUCUGACCAGUCUGCUGGAACAGUUUGAGGAAACACAAGCAAAAGAGGAGAGAGUUUGCGAGAAUGAGCCCAGUCUCAUUAGUGCUACUCCACCUUCAAACCUACCAACAGAUGGACACAUGGAGCCUGUAGGAUCAGAAGAGACCUCUAGAUUACCACUGACCCCCUCUAUGGAACCACUCGCACUUUUCAGCACUUCAGAAUCACCUGGGAAUCUGCCACAGCUCCAAACCUUGGAGCAAGUGGACAUCCCAGAACCUCUCGGCACUGAAAUCAUCCUCAGCACUCAGCAAGAACUACCCGCAAGACGCAAAAAUCCUCCAUCCAAGGCCAUUCAGAUCAUCGACCCCCGCCCUCUACCAUCCAAGAGGACUCACAUUAGCACUUCAGAACCCCCUGCUGCUCACACCUCUCCUCAUAUGUAUUCAUCUGUAUCCUCAGAUCAUGAUUACUGCGGGCCUGAGGAUCAUUCACUUGUAAGUGCUACUCAGCGUAGCAGAGCUAAGCCCUCUUUACUCAAGGAUAUGUCCAAAACGACUAAUGAAUUGCAGGUGACUGCUCUCAACUCAAGUGCCGCUGCUGAAUGGAAAACACAGACCUCGACCGGACAAGUAAAGUCAGAGCAUCACCCUGAGCAACCCAAGACCAGAUCAGAGACAAACCCAUCCACAGACAAAGCCCUACAGUUUUUAGACUGCAGAGCUGCCACAGGAGAUGGACGUGCAAGUGAAGGCAAGACAGCCCCAUGCACUCCCCCCACACCUCCACCCAGCCCCCCUGUAGGAGGGCAGGGAGAAGAGGAGAUAUCGGAGAAGAUCUCCUCGUUCUGGAUCCAUCACAAGCAUUCAGAGAGCAGUUCGUGUUCAUCGUCCCCCUGUCGCUCAUUUUCCCGCUCCCCACCACGGCACUACCAGCUGUCUUACUCCAGAUCCAGAUGCAGCAGGUCAAGAUCUAGAUCUUGGUCACGGUCCAGGUCGCCAUCCAGAUCACGAUCACCAUCCCCACGGGUUUGCCAUAGGCAGUGGAAAGAUGUUUACAGCAGCAGAGAGUCCAGGAGGCUCAGGAGGGAGCACGAGAUGAGGAUCCAGAAACUUAAAGCCAUAGAUGAGCGCAGGGUGGUGUACGUCGGCCGCAUCCGCAGGACUAUGACUCACGAUGAACUCAGAGAACGCUUCUCUCAGUUCGGAGAGGUGGAAUGUGUGUCGCUUCACUUCAGAGACAGAGGCGACCACUAUGGCUUUGUCACAUUCUACAACAUGGAAGACGCUUUUGCAGCCAUAGAUAACGGCGGCAAACUACGGAAGCCCGAUGAGCUGCCAUUUGACAUCUGCUUCGGUGGUAGAAGACAGUUCUGCAAUUCGAACUACGCUGAUCUAGAUGCGAACAGAGAUGCAGAGCUGUCUCCUGUCAAGAGCAGGUUUGAGGACCUCGACUUUGACUCGUUGCUGAAACAGGCCCAGAGAGGAAUAAAGAGGUAGCAGAGCACAGAGCACAGAGCUGGACGUGGCAACGACGGAAAGAACUUUUUAUCACAAACCUCAGAGCUUUCUGCUUGUUUUGUUCUUAUGUAGCAAAUUUUUGUAUGUUAGUGUGUUUUUUAAUUUUUUGACUCUAAAUCUAAUAUGCAUGAAUUUUUUGUGUGUGCACUAUAUCUAAACAAAUAUGUAGCACUCUUAUUUUGAAAACGUUAUUAAAUAUUUUUGUCACAUUCCAUAACACUGAUUAAGUUUUGUAUAGGUAAAAAAAUAAAGGAUGGUCAACUAUAAGUAAA
Messenger RNA from Lates calcarifer (barramundi perch), 3951 nucleotides. RefSeq lists its product as uncharacterized. Bases 95 to 3658 code for a protein of 1187 amino acids. The transcript has 11 exons. Gene Ontology annotation, biological process: positive regulation of transcription by RNA polymerase II. Gene Ontology annotation, cellular component: nucleus. The record is from RefSeq and is a predicted model, not a curated record. Lineage: Eukaryota; Metazoa; Chordata; Actinopteri; Centropomidae. Gene Ontology annotation, molecular function: transcription factor binding; RNA binding.